Messenger RNA from Folsomia candida, 819 nucleotides. RefSeq lists its product as uncharacterized. The transcript has 4 exons. Bases 87 to 680 code for a protein of 197 amino acids. Lineage: Eukaryota; Metazoa; Arthropoda; Collembola; Entomobryomorpha; Isotomidae. The record is from RefSeq and is a predicted model, not a curated record.
AAGUCCGGCACAGAGUUGGAAUUAGUUGGGUUUGCAGUUUCGAGUGAUUAUUAAUACGUUCGAAAAGUACAAUUUCUUUGGAUAGAAUGACACCUCUUAAAGUUGUAGGGGCAGUCUGCCUCAUUCUUGGGGUCAUGGGUGUUGGCCAAGUUAGCAGUCAUGGUCGAGUACUAAACCCACCGACGAGAGGGUCCCUUUGGAGAGAACCUGAGUACGCGUGGGCCAAUCCGGGACAUCAAGCUGACGACCAAGAGCUUCUUUGUGGUGGACGAGACGUGACUGAUCCGUACGUUGGGGCGUGUGGUCUUUGUGGUGACAGUCUUCUAGAUCCUAGACCAAGAAAGCAUGAAAUCGGAGGCGAGUUUGAUAGAGGACUCAUCGUACGAAAUUACACUGUCGGACAGACAAUCCCAAUUGAAAUCGUCAUCGCUGUGGAUCAUCGAGGCUGGCAUGAAUUCCGACUUUGCCCCUACAGUGAGACUGGUGUUGAAUCUGAGGAAUGCUUCAAUCGACACUUGCUCCGUUUUGGUCAUGGGUCAACCCGAGAACUUCUUAACGGUCAAACAAGCGUUGUCCUCCCCGCGGGCGUCACUUGCAGUCGAUGUGUCCUUCAAUGGUCUUGGUUCGGAGAAGGAUCCAACCAAUACUACAGGAAUUGCAUGGAUAUUUCUAUCCGAUAAGGAACCCAGAUGUUACACCAUUCAAAUCUGGAUAAUUAUUAAUAAUGCAUAUUGUAAACCUAUAAAAUUUCUAAAUUCGAGAAGUUCAUACGUCAAAGUACCAAAAAUGAAUACAAAGAAGAUCAUUGUUUUAACCGCA